CAAGGUUUAGACCCAGUGUGCCUGGUGGGCUGUGCCCAGGUUCAGAGCCAUGCCAGUCUGUGGGUGACGCCUGAGGCAGUAAUGGAGCCACUACAGCAGCAGCAGCAGCAGCAGCAGCAGCAACAGCAACAGCAACAGCAACAGCAGCAACAACAACAGAAGCAGCCGCACCUGGCUCCUUUGCAGAUGGAUGCCAGAGAGAAGCAGGGACAGCAGACGAGAGAAGCCCCAUUCUUGUAUGCCCAGAAGCUGGUCACACAGCCGACUCUUCUUUCUCCUGCACCUGGGAGGCCUUCUGGCAGCCCUGCACUGGGUCCCUUAGUCAGAGUUCCACAGGCCACAGUAGUGGCCCGAGUUUUUGAACGGGGCAAUGUGAACUCAGGGCCUAAGGAAGAGGAAGGAGGUUUGGAAGAUGAGGAUGGAGAUGAUGAAGUUGCAGAGGUUACUGAGAAAGACACCCAGGCUGCUUCAAAAUAUUUUCAUGGGCAGAAAGCAACUCGCCAAGAACCCCGAGCAGCACCCGUGUCUAAUCUGCUGCCAGCACCAGGGCUCCCACUGCAUGGACAACAAGCUAAAGAAGACCAUACCAAAGAUGCCUCCAAGGCCCCACCUUCCAUCUCCACACCAGGGCAGCCGAACUGGAAUCUGGAUGAGCAGCUCAAGCAGAAUGGUGGUGUGGCCUGGAGUGAUGAUGCAGAUGGAGGCCGGGGAAGAGAGAUCUCUCGAGAUUUUGCCAAGCUGUAUGAACUGGACGGUGAUCCUGAAAGGAAAGAGUUCCUGGAUGACCUCUUCGUCUUUAUGCAAAAGAGGGGGACCCCCAUCAACCGAAUCCCCAUCAUGGCCAAGCAGAUCCUGGACCUGUACAUGCUGUAUAAGCUGGUGACCGAGAAGGGGGGCCUGGUGGAGAUCAUCAACAGGAAGAUCUGGAGGGAGAUCACCAAAGGCCUGAACCUGCCCACGUCCAUCACCAGCGCCGCCUUCACCCUCAGGACCCAGUACAUGAAGUAUCUAUAUGCCUAUGAGUGUGAGAAGAAAGCCCUGAGCUCCCCAGCUGAGCUCCAGGCAGCCAUUGAUGGCAACCGGAGGGAGGGCCGACGGCCCAGCUACAGCUCCUCCCUCUUCGGCUACUCACCCGCUGCUGCCACUGCCGCUGCCGCUGCCGGGGCCCCUGCCCUUCUCUCCCCACCCAAAAUCCGCUUCCCCAUCCUCGGGCUUGGUUCCAGCAGUGGCACCAAUACCAGCAGCCCUCGGAUACCUCCAGCAGCCACUCUCAGGAAAGGUGAUGGAGUCCCUGUGACAACAGUGCCCGUGCCAAAUCGCCUGGCUGUGCCUGUGACGCUGGCAGGCCAGCAGGCCAGUGCUCGGACCGCCACACUGGAGCAGCUGCGGGAGCGGCUGGAGUCAGGGGAGCCCCCUGAGAAGAAGGCAUCGAGGCUGUCUGAGGAGGAGCAGCGCCUGGUGCAGCAGGCCUUCCAGCGCAACUUCUUCAGCAUGGCGCGGCAGCUCCCCAUGAAAAUCAGGAUCAACGGCAGGGAAGACAGAGCAGAGACCUCAGCGGCAGCCCUGAACCUGACCACGAGCAGCAUUGGGAGCAUUAACAUGUCCGUGGACAUCGACGGCACCACCUACGCGGGUGUGCUGUUUGCCCAGAAGCCUGUGGUCCACCUCAUCGCGGGGUCUGCUCCCCAGAGCCUGGGCAGCGCCAGCAGCAGCAGCAGCUCCCACUGCUCGCCGAGUCCUACCUCGUCCCGGGGCACCCCCAGCGCAGAGCCCUCCACCAGCUGGUCCCUCUGACGGCUGGACCCCGCUUCCCACUCCCCACUCUCCUGCUGAGGGUGAAGGAAGUUGCUGCACAGAAUUUACCUCAUCUCACGGAGCCCGUGUGAACACCACUUGGCCAGACACUGCACGUUUGGACGUGUCCGUCUGUCCAGGCUCCAUUCAGGUCCUGCUGUACUCUGGGGGCAGAGAGAGGCCGGAGGGGCAGGACAAGGCAGCGUUGUCCAAUCAGGGAUUGUCCUGGAGAACUGGGCGGGGGUCUUUGGGCGUCCAGCUUUCUCCAGGGUUCCCCGGCCACCUCCCACCCCGGGGCACAGUGUAUCGACAAUCUGUAAGCCGACACAGGGCUGGAGGCCCUCCAUUUCCCUUCCCCUUUAAUUUAUUUCCCUGCCUUCUGCCAUGACCCCAGGGUCACUAGUCUCUUCCCCUGCUCAGUCCCCCAGUUUUUAAGUCCCACGUGGGGCUGUCAGGAACCACGAGCACGCCUUCCCGGUCCUUCUCUGCUGAGCGUGGGAUACAGCUCUCCUAGCCCGCCUUGCCUGCUGUUUGGUUCCCCAAAUGGUUCCCCUGCAUUUGGGUCCCUCAAAUGCAGGUCUAGAAUCAGUCCUCAGGGCCCCGUAUCCCCCUUCAGUGGUCCCAGGAAGGAGCAGGUGAGGGUCACCUUCAGGUCCCAGGGCCUGCUGGGCAUCUGCUGAGGGGGGAGGCAGAGCCUCUGGGCUGUCCAGGCCCUGGCACCGGUUUCACGCGGGCCUUUUUCUGACCCCCCCAAACCUCAUGUUCCCCACUUGCCCUGGUUGGCCAGCUCUCCCAAGAGCAGCCCACUUGUUCCUUGCCCCCCCUUCUCUCACGGGGCCAUCUCA
This is a messenger RNA of Lemur catta (Ring-tailed lemur), 2639 nucleotides long. It is a transcript of the gene ARID3B, whose product is annotated as AT-rich interaction domain 3B. The record is from RefSeq and is a predicted model, not a curated record. Lineage: Eukaryota; Metazoa; Chordata; Mammalia; Primates; Lemuridae. The transcript has 8 exons. Bases 82 to 1794 code for a protein of 570 amino acids. Gene Ontology annotation, molecular function: DNA binding. Gene Ontology annotation, biological process: regulation of transcription by RNA polymerase II. Gene Ontology annotation, cellular component: nucleus.